Messenger RNA from Vombatus ursinus (common wombat), 3510 nucleotides. It is a transcript of the gene TMED7, whose product is annotated as transmembrane p24 trafficking protein 7. The transcript is spliced from 3 exons. Lineage: Eukaryota; Metazoa; Chordata; Mammalia; Diprotodontia; Vombatidae. The record is from RefSeq and is a predicted model, not a curated record. Gene Ontology annotation, cellular component: endoplasmic reticulum; COPII-coated ER to Golgi transport vesicle; Golgi apparatus. The coding region runs from base 179 to 829 and encodes 216 amino acids. Gene Ontology annotation, biological process: endoplasmic reticulum to Golgi vesicle-mediated transport; intracellular protein transport; Golgi organization.
CCUCCGCCGCCGGCUCCCGGGGCCUCGAAGCCUCCGGGCCUCCUCCGCAGUGGUGAGCCCUCGGGGGAGGGGGGAGGCCGGAGCCGGGCUCCCUCGGCUUUGUGUGUGUGUGUGUGUGUGUGUGUGUGUCCCCCACAACUCCGUCGCCGUCGCACUUCGGCCGCCCCCAGCCCGGGACAUGCCUCGGCCGGGGUCGGCGUGGGCGGCCGCCCUCCUGCUGCUGGUGCUGGCGCUGGGGCCGCGGCCGGGCGGCUGCUCGGAGAUCACCUUCGAGCUGCCCGACAAUGCCAAGCAGUGCUUCUACGAGGACAUCACCCAGGGCACCAAGUGCACCCUCGAGUUCCAGGUGAUUACUGGUGGUCAUUAUGAUGUAGAUUGCCGGUUGGAAGAUCCUGAUGGUGUGGUGUUAUACAAAGAAAUGAAGAAACAGUAUGAUAGUUUUACCUUCACUGCAUCCAGAAAUGGAACAUACAAAUUUUGUUUCAGCAAUGAGUUCUCUACUUUCACACACAAAACUGUGUACUUUGACUUUCAAGUUGGAGAAGAUCCACCAUUGUUCCCCAGUGAGAACAGAGUCAGUGCUCUUACACAGAUGGAAUCUGCUUGUGUUUCAAUUCACGAAGCUUUGAAGUCUGUCAUCGACUACCAGACUCAUUUCCGACUAAGAGAAGCUCAAGGACGCAGCCGGGCAGAGGAUCUAAAUACAAGAGUGGCCUAUUGGUCAAUUGGAGAAGCCAUUAUUCUUCUUGUUGUUAGCAUAGGGCAAGUAUUUCUUCUGAAAAGUUUUUUCUCCGAUAAAAGAACCACUACAACCCGUGUUGGAUCAUAACUAGUGUUUUGAGAAUUGAUCCACUAUACAUCUGUAAUGUUGCUGUUUUCCAAUUAAUAGUAGGUACCGAAGAACUUAAUAUUGGCAAUAUUUUAAAAGCCUCUUUACCCCCUUACAUUUGUUGUGGGGGGGAAUGCAACAUAUAUCCCUAACCAUGGGAAAGGACACCUUUUUAUUUGAAAAAAAUUGAAAAACUUCAGAACUUGUUUGAGGCUUUUCAUGUUAAGUAUCCAACACAAAUGUUCUACCCUUUCCACAGUUGUUUGUAUUCACUCUUAUCGCUCUAAACUUUGUCAUGUUGAUUCUUUUUAAUUGGUGAGACUACUUCUGUCAUAGGGAACUGAUGUUUUAAUUCCUUAGGUUGCUUUAAAGAUAAGUUAUGGUAUGGAGGAAGAAAAUAGCCCUUUUAAUAAUUUAGGCAUGAAUUUUUGUUUUUUAAACCAAUGUGAUGAACUGUAGACUAAGCCCUGUACUGCACUUUUGAUUUGUUAUUAAAAAAGUCUGCCGUAGUUACAUAAUUUUGAUUCAGUUUUGAGUUGACAUAUCAUGGUACAAAUUGUUAUUCUUCAAUUGCCUGUAAAGUAGCAGGUUUUAUACUCAUUCUGUAGUUUAUAAAAGCAGUGAGUUUUUCAGUAAUUGUAGAAUUGAAACCUUAGAGAUUUUGGUUGACAACACUGAGAGAUAUUAGAGCUGUAGUUAGAGAGAAUUUCUGAUUACUGCCACAAACAUCACAAUUUCUAUAUUAGCAUAUUCUUUUGCCUUUAAUAAUGACUGACUUUCUCCAUCUGUGGUUACCUUGAUUUUAGAUAUCAAGUUAUUGUAAUUCUUUGAGCUAUUUAAAAUCUAGUUUGACAUUUUCAUUGUUAGCAUUACACAAUGCUGUACAUUUAGUGAGUGUUAGGCAAUGAUACUUUUUUCCCCUUGAACUUAGAACUGGAGUCACAAUUGUUUAUAUUUGGUUAUUGGUCGUGAAACAGUGACAGAAAGGGUUCAAAGUGUUUUUUAUGUGUUAUUUUUUCAUCCCAAUAAGUGGUUUGCAUUGGUUUCAACUUUUAAUAGAUGCUGUAUCACAUACUUUUAUUGAGCUACGAAGGGCAUUUUUCUUUGAAACAGAAAAAUAUCCUUAUUUUGUGUAAAUCAAAACUCUCAUUAAGAUUAGUUUGCUCUGUCCUAGAAUAGGAUCGUUUUGCUGUGUCUAUAAUGCUCAGCCAAAAAUUCUACAAAUAGUUAAAACAUUUUUCUGACGUCAAAAAAAGUUUUUUGUUCCCCUGUGACCCUGUAUGAAAAUGAGUGCUGUAUCAGAAAUGUAAUUGUUGAAUCCCUGUGGCAUUUGAUACUAAAGAGUACUAAUUGAACAGCAUUUCUAGUCAGUCAGUUACCAUCAUUGACCAGAAAUUGCCAGUUCGUAAUUCUGAGAGCUUUUUUAAUACAAACACAUUUCCAGCAAGUUUUUCUUUUUUUCUAAUAGGGGAAAAAGUUGCUGUUGUGGUUAACUUUAAGUCCCACAACAUAACAACAGCAUUUGCAAAAUGAAUCUUGCAUGAUUUAAAUCCUUAAAGUUAAGAUUUUUCAAGGCAAAACAGAACUGCACAUAACAAGAUUUGGACAAAGAUCUAAAGUUGUAGAUUUGUUCAUGAGAAGUGUGGUGCAGAUAUUUAGACUUGAUUUGGAUUUGAUUUCAACUUAGUGAAUAUCCUAUGCAUAAUAUUAAUGCAAUUGACACAAAAGCAUAGGUGUACUUUAAUAGGUCCUUUUCAUACUGCUACUCCGCUCUGUCCUGUCCUUCAGAUGUUUUAUUAGGCAGUAUAUGUAUGUAUGUGUGUGUGUAUAUAUAUAUAUAUAUGGAGCAGGAAGGUACCAGAUAUUUCAGGUUUGUCAUAAGACCAGAAUCAUUUAAUCUGUGCCCCUAAAAAAGAUAAUUGUCUAAAAUACUGAAAUAUACUGAAUUUUGUGAAACCAGCAUUUUUCCUUCUAUUAUAUUUGGAGAACAACAAAAUUUAAAGUACUUAUAAGUCAAGACUUGGUCCACAAAAUAUUUAAGCUAAUAAAUUAAUUUUUGGUGUUUGUUUACUUUCUUGACUUGUGUGUGUGUGUGUAUGUAUAUUAGAAAAUACACAUCUCUCUAUAUAGAGGCACAUGCUAAUUGAACGGUUUUUUCUUCCUCCCAUUAAAAAUGCUUGAUCUGUUGAGUCGUAAAGAAAAAUUUGAAGCCAGUUCUUUCAUCCUUUCAACUUACUCUAAUAGUUUGAAAAUUCCCAGAUGUUUGCUUGGACCCAUGGCACAGGAUGCAUAUUUAAACAUUCAUAGUUGUAUAUAUUUUUUUAAGUAGUCAAUGGAAAGGGAUUUAGUAUACAAGUUUAUAUGCUAAAACAUCAACUUGUGAAGUAAACAUCUUAAAAUAUUGUUUUGCUGAUAAAAUCUAAACAUUUGUAUGUUAAAAGAAGGAGUGGUAGUGAUGUGUGAUUCAAAAAGGUCACCCAAAGCUUGAUAUUAAACUUUGAAUACAAUGAACUGAAAAACAAUUUUUAAAAACUAUUCUUUGAAAGAUUUGUUUGUUUAAAUCCUUGUGUAUUGUCAGUUCCUGUUUUAGUUUGUAAAUGUUUAACAUUUAUAGUUUGAAUGAAACAAAGCAGAUCCUUUGAAUAUUGUUUUGGAAAAAUUAAAACAAAUUAAUAUAUGAA